This is a messenger RNA of Trichogramma pretiosum, 5026 nucleotides long. RefSeq names its product serine/threonine-protein phosphatase 1 regulatory subunit 10-like (gene PNUTS). The record is from RefSeq and is a predicted model, not a curated record. The transcript has 6 exons. Bases 1068 to 4403 code for a protein of 1111 amino acids. NCBI's taxonomy places the organism in Eukaryota, Metazoa, Arthropoda, Insecta, Hymenoptera, Trichogrammatidae.
GGGAGCCGGGAGGAGGAGAAGGCGGCGGCCAGAAGUGCAAUGCAUAUAUGUGUCUUUGUUGUUUGUGUGUGAGUGUGUGUAUGUGUAUGUAUAACGCGCUAAUAUUGGAGACAGGUUGGAACUUGGAUGCGCAAUUGACUAGCGCGCAAGCGUGUGUCGCGCUCCGAAAGUCCGACGUUGCGAUCGCUCGAGUCAGUCGGCCUUCUCGCACAGAGCCAGCCUCAACAGCCGCAGCAUCGUGUUCAGGCUUUCGCCUAAACGCACUCGCAUAUAUAUACAUAUAUUAUAUAUAUAUACCUCCAGAGCAUUUGAUCCGCACCUACACAUCUUAGCAGCGCAUAUAUAUGUAGUCGUAUAUACAUAUAUAGAAAGAGAGAGAUACUUAUGUGUGUAUGGGAGAGAUACCCGCAAAGAACUACUACGCAGUACACGAAGCGCCCGCCCGUCGUCCCUCUUUGUUAUUUUGUCUUCUCUAUACGAUACUCCAUUUUGGAUUAAGUCUCAAUUGGCUUUCUUCGGCGUUCACUUCGAAUGUUUAUUAUUGCUUACUCACGAGAUAGUUCAUACAUUUGAUUUUCGUCAUUGUAAAAGUAUAUUGUUCAACUUUAUUUAUUCAUUUUAAUUGCGAAGAAGGUUCGAAAGUUUCUCAAUGUAAGCGUAGCGAGGCAUAUGCUUACAACGAAAUACCAAUCCUACCUUCUGUAUUUUGCACGCAUUUUUAUAGCGGUAGGACUGAAGCUCUUAUCGAUCAGCCACGGAAACAGUUGUCGAAUUUUUUUUUCGUUUAUCGUCUUGAAGGAGAGAAAAAACAAACGCACGCAAGAGCUAUAUCGAGAGAGAGCGAGAGAGAGAGAGAGCGCAAAAAUUUGCACUCGUUGUUGCCGUGAUUUUACGAGAAAGAGAAAAUGGCUGCCUUCGAGACAAGCACACCUCAUGACUAAAGUUACCUUAUAACUUCGACACACUAAAAACAUUGUUGCAGAUUACGUUCCAUAAGUAAAAGUUACCCAACUCGGCACACGUCUAUUUAAUGCGCUUCGCAUGAGAGGAUAUUAAUAAGCAUUAUCAUGCCCCGAAUAGACCCAUUAUCUCUACUUAGGUGCCUUAGUGUCCUACUUGGUCCCAAUGGAGGUAUUAAGAGCAAGGAUGAGGUUAUUCGGUUAGCCAAUUUAAUGACCAAGUUUUCCAAAAAACUUGUUUCAAAAUGCAUUUACAUUCAAAUUCUCAAGAGUACUACUCCAGAACUCCUGAACCAAUUUAUGGGAGCAGGAGGAGGUUGGAAUCUUGUUCACUCGUGGCUUACUGAUUGUAUUGUGAACAAAAAUAUGGCAUUGACCCAAGAAAUUUUGGAACUAUUGUUACUUUGUCCAGUGGACAUUGAGCGAUUAAAAAGUAAUAAUACUCCCAAGCUUAUCAAAGGUCUUUCUAAAGAUGCAAAAGAUCAGAAGGUUAAAAACUUGGCUAAUCGUAUAGUUGAACAAUGGCUAAAAAUGGUAAAAGGAGAGGCCCCUAGUGGCGUUUCUAGCACACAAACUCUCAACCCAUCACAGCCUUUAGUUACCAAUAAUCUACCCCAGACAAAUAAUGUUAAUAUUAGCCAAGUAGCAACUCUUAGUUCUGUAAGUGAGGGUAACAUGACCAAUCAUGUUGGUGAAAGUCCCAUUUCUCAAAAGUCUGAUGAUUCUGCUCCAAUUUCUCAUUCCGACAAACCCCUAAAUUCACCAUCUAUGUAUAAAAUUACCAUACGAGAUGGUAAGCAAGUUUUAACACAAGUUCAGACUGAUGUAGCUAAUAUAAAUGCUGCUAGUGUAAAUAAAGUUCAAAGUGAAUUAAUGAAAGACAGUCUUUUUAAAGAUAAAGUUCAUGAAAUUAAUAUUGAACAAAGUGAAAACAUUGAAAGGACAGAUUCAGAUGCUAAAAGCUCUGGUAAAGAUGUCUCAAAUGAUAAAUCUAGUGUUGUGGAAAGUAAAUCUAAUCCAAUAAAUGAUAAUUCAAUGAUAGAUGAAAAUGACAGUAGCGAUGUUAAAACAAUAACCACGGUUAAAGUCAAUGGUGAUAAAAAAGAAGAUAAAAAAAGUACAAAUAGCUUGGAAAAGAAAAGUAGUAACCACUCUUCUUCAAAAAGUUCUAGUAAAUAUAGCUCAAGCUCUAGUAAACACAGCUCUAGCUCUCAUCGAUCUAGCUCACAUAAAUCCAGCUCUAGCUCAAAAAGUAGUAGUAGCUCUAGAGACAAGUCUUCCAGAGACAAGGAAAAGGAUAGACAUCACUCUAGUAGUUCAAAAAGUUCAAGCUUAAAAACUAAAUCAGACAAAGAUAAAGAAAAAGAAAAAUUGAAAAAAGACCAAGCUGAAAAAGAUAAGGCCACAUUAGAGAAAUUACAAAUCCCAUCUUUGGGUUCAAAAUUAGGAAAAAUUCCAAAGAAAAAAAGCGACGAUGAAAAACCAGCAGAUUCCUCAUCCAGCAAAACUCAGACUGAUAAAAUUGAAACUAAAAAAAUUUAUCAGAUUCCGGAAAAGAAAAAUAUCUCAAUAUCAAUUGAAACUAGGAAAGAAGGAUCUCGUCCAAAGACUGUAAAAACUUUCAAUUCGAAGUUUAGAUCAACUGGUCUCGAAGAAGAAGUCAAACCAAUGCCUAAAAAGAAACCUACGUUGCCUGAUAAAAAAGUGGUAAUUCCAAGAAUGCCGAUUAAAAGGUAUUCUCCCAUUAGAGAUGUACCCAUUGAAAGUAGAAAAUCAAAGUUACUUUUGGAGUCUCCAACUAUUGAAGAAAAGAAAGGAGGCAUCAAACUUAUUCCAGCUAAACCUAAAGUGAUGCAUUUACAAGAAAGCGACAUGUUUAUGGACGCGCUCACCGCGUCGACGAAGAACGAUAAGCCGCGGAAGCGCAAGAGGCGAGCAUCGCUCACGAAAGACGGCGGGCCGGAUGCGAAAAAGUUGGAAUCGGAUAACAAUAACUCACCGGUCUCGUCACCGUUAUCGUCGCCAACGGGCCGCGACGCUGACGACAAAUCGCUCUUGUCGCUCAAGCCGACUUUUAGAUUUUACCAGGACACUUUAGAGACCGAGGAGGAUGACAAGUCCAAGGCCAAGGACGAUGACAAAGAUGCCGUUAAAAAAGAAAACAAAAAUGAAAACGACGAUGACGACGAGCAAGUUGCCAAGAGCAGGACACCCACACCGGAGAAUAACUUUGAUGACGAGAAUAAGAGCGAUUCACCGGACGAUCCUGCUGCACUCGUCAGCGAAGCGCUUGAAAAAGAGCCACCGGUUCCCGGUGCUCUUAAGAGUGUACUCGUUAUUCAAAAACGUAAAGGACCGAAAAAGUCGCUCAAGUGGAAGACUGAACUCGAAGCUGUGAGAUAUUUCGAGCUCGAUGAGACCGAGCGUGUCAACGUCACGAAAACAUUCACUGAUAUGAAGCAAAUGGAGAAGCAAAAUGAGAGGGAAGCCUUCCAAAUGGCCAGAAAAUUGAGCAGCGAAGACGUAAUGGAAGAGAAGACAGCGUGGAGGCCACUCAUACCGAUAGAUCAGCCGCCGGCGCUUGUCGAGCCGGGCAAAGACAGCCGCGAAAAAGAUAUACAAUAUGCUCGUGAAAAAGGAAUACUUCAAGCCAUCUACUUUACUCGUAGCAUGAUUCCCGAUUCACCAGCAGAACCAGAUGAAGAGCGACAUCACAUGUAUGUUGAUCCCAAGAUUAUCCCGCUUAGUGAUCUUACUGGUAAUGAAGAUUGUACCAAAGACUAUUCGAAUGUUCCAUGGCCAGAGCCAAAAACGGUGUUACCGUUGCCAGCAGCCGCAUCUAAAUCCUCAUUCUUCAACGUAUACCACCCUCCGCCUCAACAUGCUUCUCAAAUGGGACUUCCUCCGAUGAAUGCACAACCACCAAUCGCUAGCAUUCCACAAAUAGUUCCAGACAUCACCGCUAACGUCAUGCCGAAUGCAGCUGUUGUAGUCGGUGGAGCUGGCGGUGGUGGAUGGAGAACCGGAGAUGGUAAAAUCGUUGUGCCUGAUCCCACAAUACCGCCAAUGACGAAUUAUCCGGAUAGUAAUCAAAUUCCACCGCCAAAUGCUAUUAAUGGACCUAUUUAUAAUCCGGAAAGCAGCUAUAUGUUGCCUGGUAAUCCUGAAGAAAUGAAUUACAAUAAUUUUCAAGGUCCACCUGGUCCUGGUAUGUUCAAUGGUCCACCGCCUGGAGGGCCUCCAGGACCACCAGGUGGUUUCCAAGGUCCAAGGGGACCGAUGCACGGUAAUCGUGGACGGGGCGGUCCAGGUUGGUAUAGAGGUGGUCCUAGAGGUGCUUGGAGAGGAGGAGGAGGCUGGAGAGGUAAUAACAAACCUCCACCAGGCUAUAGAAAUUUCAACAAGAACAAUUACAAUAAUCGAGUCAACUGUCCGCCUUAUUGAAAAGAUAUUGUUGUGAAAUUGGUACAAGUUGUUGAAUAUUAGCUGCUGGUCGGCUCUAAAACUUUAUUGUGAUAAUGUUGUCUUUGACCAAGACACUCCUUAUUAUUAAAAAAUACUUAUAUAAAGUAUUAAAAUGCUGAAUCAUACGGAACCGGAGCACAUGAUUAAGUCUAUAACGUUACCCAUUAAGUUUUAUUUCUUGGAAAUAAUAUUGUAUAAUCUUAAACCUUGCCCAACGAAGAUGAAGGAAAAAUGCGAGUGCGUUUGCCAAAUAAAAUUGAAGUAAACGAAAAAUGAUUUUAUUCUCUGUUGCGUUGCAGAGUAAAUCUACAUUAGUUUUAUCACGGGUUUGCCUAGUUUUACAGUUAAUCUCUUUUGUAAAUAUUGUACAUUUUUGUAAAGCAAAUAUAAUAAGCAAGACUGUUUUAUUCUAUAAAUAUAAAUAUAUAUAUAUAUAUAUGCUAUAUAUAGAUAAAUAAAAAAAAUAUAUAUAUUCUGCAAGAUACAGUAUCAAAAUUAAUCGAAACUUCGACGCGUGUAAAUUAAAUUGCGAUUCAAGAAACGUUAUUAAUAGCUUAAUGUUUUGAUUAGAAGUUUUUAAAUAAAAUCAAUCAACAAAAUAA